This is a messenger RNA of Aspergillus saccharolyticus JOP 1030-1, 1599 nucleotides long. RefSeq names its product TOR signaling pathway phosphatase SitA (gene sitA). The coding region runs from base 200 to 1366 and encodes 388 amino acids. The record is from RefSeq and is a predicted model, not a curated record. Gene Ontology annotation, cellular component: cytoplasm. Gene Ontology annotation, molecular function: protein serine/threonine phosphatase activity. NCBI's taxonomy places the organism in Eukaryota, Fungi, Ascomycota, Eurotiomycetes, Eurotiales, Aspergillaceae. The transcript is spliced from 4 exons. Gene Ontology annotation, biological process: peptidyl-serine dephosphorylation; G1/S transition of mitotic cell cycle.
UCCAGCUCAGCAUACUUGGUGUGUCCCGGGGUGUGCGAGUCGCUUUCCUUUUAGACCAUCUCCUCCUAGUUCGCUCAUUAUACCUUUUACGUCGCCUCUCGUUAAAGUCAUUACUUCGCCCUUCCUCCUUUCGCCUAGGACCUGCUGUGCUCGCGACCCCUCCAUUCCGCAGUGUGGCGCCAGCAGCAUCAUCAUCAUCAUGGUAGACAGUAAGGUCCCUCAGCCGGGGCCGGCCAAAUUGAAGCGCAAUGCAGGCCCCGAUGAGUGGCUUGAAGCAGCAAAGGACUGCAAGUACCUGUCGGAGUCGCACAUGAAACAGCUUUGUGAGAUCGUCAAGGAGUUUAUGAUGGAAGAAUCGAACAUUCAGCCCGUCUCCACCCCCGUCACGAUCUGUGGAGACAUCCACGGUCAAUUCUACGAUCUGCUCGAGUUGUUUCGAGUUUCUGGCGGCAUGCCUAACGAGUCCGAAGUCGAGCCCCCCAAGACAUCUCCCUCCGUCAUCACCUCCGACGAUAUUGAGCCUCCAUCCACCAUCAGUGAUCCUAAACUACGCAAGAAGCUUCGUAACUCGGGAAGUGCGGAAGGCGAUGACACGGCCUCGGUAAGCAGUCAACGAGGCCGAUCAUCGAGUGCAGGAUCGAACGAUGUGACUCUGAACCGCAAUUUUGUUUUCCUCGGGGAUUACGUCGACCGCGGAUAUUUUUCCUUGGAGACUUUGACGCUCCUCCUCUGUCUCAAGGCUAAAUACCCUGAUAGAGUCACGUUGGUGCGUGGCAAUCAUGAAUCUCGCCAGAUCACCCAGGUUUACGGAUUUUACGAGGAAUGUUUUCAAAAGUAUGGCAACGCGUCUGUAUGGAAGGCCUGCUGCCAGGUAUUCGACUUCAUGACGCUAGGCGCGAUCAUCGACGGCCGGGUGCUGUGUGUCCACGGAGGACUGAGUCCGGAGAUCCGGACGCUUGAUCAAGUCCGUGUUGUCGCUCGAGCGCAGGAGAUUCCCCACGAGGGUGCCUUCUGUGACCUGGUCUGGUCAGACCCGGAUGACGUUGAAACUUGGGCUGUCAGUCCCCGAGGAGCCGGUUGGCUUUUCGGCGAUAAAGUCGCGGACGAAUUCUGCCACGUCAACGACCUGACCCUGAUUGCGCGAGCGCAUCAGUUGGUGAACGAGGGGUACAAGUACCAUUUCACCAACCAGAACGUGGUCACGGUAUGGAGCGCGCCCAACUACUGCUACCGAUGCGGUAACCUCGCCUCGGUGUGCGAGGUCAACGAUGACCUCAAGCCGACGUUCAAGCUCUUCAGCGCAGUGAGUGACGACCAACGACAUGUUCCGACAUCGCGGCCGGGCCGCAGCGAAUACUUUCUGUAAAUUAUCACAUUGCUAUUUGUUUUGUGGCCAUGAUCUCCGUGGACAUCUCAAGGCGUUUAACCGCACCGGCGCUGGCGUUGGGAGUGAAUACAACAGGAUGGUGCUCACGCUUCAGUUGGGUAUGAGCAAGUGAUACAUAACGACCGAGGCAUUAAUGAGAUUAUUAUCACUAUUAUCGAGUUUAAACUGCUAUGUUUCUAGGAUACAUUAGUUCACGGUGGGGAAAUAAAUCG